AUGAUUAAACACGAAGAAAGGUCCUGGACCGAAGGGCAGGCCUAUUUUGGCUCGAGCGACAACCCCAAAACCCUUACCCAUUGCAAUGUCUGGGAUUGGGAUCAACUGCGCAUGAUCAAGGUCAUAGGCACCGCCAAACUCUUCCCGCCUGAAGAGGAUGUUGAGGUUCCAAUACUGGUACAAUUCGCCGAUUACCUGUCUCCCAAAGUUCGCGCGGUUACAGUCGAUGACGAAGGACUGAUUGUGGAAGUCUCCGCUAAUCCAGAACAAGACGAUGCUGGGUUUAUCGGAUAUCUACCUUUCACGGCCACCAAAUCACUUCACGAUUGCCGUACAGUCCACUACUCGAAGCUGCAGGAGCUUGAUCGGCUUGGACCAGGUGUUGAAGAAAUGUCAAAAUAUGAAUAA
Messenger RNA from Fusarium odoratissimum NRRL 54006, 408 nucleotides. RefSeq lists its product as uncharacterized. The transcript has a single exon. The record is from RefSeq and is a predicted model, not a curated record. The coding region runs from base 1 to 408 and encodes 135 amino acids. NCBI's taxonomy places the organism in Eukaryota, Fungi, Ascomycota, Sordariomycetes, Hypocreales, Nectriaceae.